Kwoniella botswanensis is the source of this 930-nucleotide messenger RNA. RefSeq lists its product as uncharacterized. The transcript has 6 exons. NCBI's taxonomy places the organism in Eukaryota, Fungi, Basidiomycota, Tremellomycetes, Tremellales, Cryptococcaceae. The coding region runs from base 1 to 930 and encodes 309 amino acids. Gene Ontology annotation, cellular component: fungal-type vacuole; plasma membrane. The record is from RefSeq and is a predicted model, not a curated record.
AUGGCCUCAGACGAUAAUCACACCGAUGGGUCAAACUACGGAUACACACCCUCUCCAGCAUGGUGUCUAGCUUUCAUAGUCUUGUUUUCCGUAUCAGCAGCCGUCCAUUCGUACCAAGCCUUCCGAUAUAAAUACUGGAUCAUCUACCCAACCUUGGUUUUAGGUGCCUUGGUUGAAGUUCUUGGUUGGUCAGGAAGAUAUUGGUCUUCGCAGAAUGUCACCCUAUUAACCCCAUUUUUGAUGCAAAUCUCAACCCUCAUCAUGGCACCUGUUUUCUUCUCCGCAUACGAUUACGUCGUACUGGGAAUGGCGAUCAACCGAUUAGGUCCUCAAUAUUCAUUAUUGAGACCUAAAUAUUACUUCGCUACAUUCAUCACCGCCGACAUCAUCUCACUGGUCCUCCAAGCUAUCGGAGGUGGUAAAGCCUCUUCCUCGGCAGCCGAGGGCGCCCCCACUCAGGCAGCUACCAACAUCAUGGUGGCAGGUAUCAUCUUCCAACUGGUUUCUAUGGGUAUCUUCAUUGGUCUAGGUGUAGAUUUCCUACUGCGUGCAACAAGUGAGAAACCUUAUGCGUUCCGACUUAGACAAAUAGAAAACAACGCAGUCAAGAAAGUAGGAGUCAGUAUGAACGUGAACAAGACUGAAGAUGAUCUGGAAGCUCAAAAACAAAAUCAACAUAACGAACACGAACAUAUCAGAGCUUGGUGGAUAUUGUUGAUUGGUGUUGGAAUUAGCAGUACGAUGAUCUUGAUUAGAGGUAUCUACCGAUCCAUUGAGUUGACCCAAGGAUGGACUGGUCAUCUAAUGACCACGGAGAUGUAUCAGAACAUCCUCGACGCAUUGAUGAUGUUGAUCGCCGUCGGUAUAUACAACUUUAUCCACCCUGGGUAUCUCUUACCCAGAAAGAAGAGCUGGCGAGGGUACCACUAG